Molecule: messenger RNA, 1857 nt
Organism: Alosa alosa (allis shad)
Lineage: Eukaryota; Metazoa; Chordata; Actinopteri; Clupeiformes; Clupeidae
Product: heme-binding protein 2-like
Exons: 7
Coding region: 761-1414 (217 amino acids)
Cellular component (GO): cytoplasm
Source: RefSeq, a predicted model, not a curated record
CUGUGUGUGUUUCACUAAUUCACGGAUGGGAUAAGUGCAGGGGCCAAAUUCCUGGUAUACGCAAGUAUACUUGGACUAUAAACCUGAAUUAUGUUUUCAUCCAGUUUUCAGUAGCAAUAAACAAACUAUUACACUUGGUAGAGUGCAUACCUCAGUCCCCUUUGAUACUUUAUCUGAGCAUAAGGGGAAGUUAAAGUAAUACUCAUCUCAGCGAAAGCUAAACUAAAUGUGUGCCGACAGCCAGUUAGUCAGAUCUGCUCCCAAAUGUAAGGUUUUAUUUUUAUCUUGCUGCUCAUGCUGCUCCUCACUACUAAGAUUUCAUGAAAAUUGGUUUAGAUUUUCACAAAAUCUCUCUUUCCCAGUUUGUGUGAAAUCCUGUGAACAAAUCAACUAACCAAAAAAUAGAUGGCCAUGGGAAGAAAUAUAACCUGAUUGUGGAGGUCUUUGUGUAUGUGACAUUUUUGAACAGGGAGUGUUACCUAGAGAAAAUCAUGAGCCUGACUUUGUUUAUUAUGGACAGAAAAGUUACCUAACGUGCAUUCUAACGUCUUUGAUGAGUAUUUAACUUCUUUGAAAAGCCUGUGUGUACACUGCGUUGGCUACGCUUAUACAAAUAUUACAUGACCGAGGGAUGGGAGGAUGGGUGGAGUCCGGGUGGAGGCAGUGCACUUUCAUAACCUGGGGGAACUUUAAAUAGCGGAAGACUGGAGGACAAAAAUAAACAAAACUUCUCCCAGGCUAACGACACCCACUGGAGAAAAUGGUCUACGGAGCAGGAAUAGUUGUGUUUGUGUUCGCCCUGGCAGUGGAGGCCAAAGUUGGUGAUUCUAGUGAGUCCAGCUUCUGCACAGAGUCAAAGGAAUGUCUUCUGUAUAACCUCACUUGCACUGGGAACGGCUAUGAGGUGCGCAGGUACGAGGAGACCAAAUGGGUGUCUGUCGACGUGGAAUCCGCCUUCAUGGAAAUGGCCAUCAGCAAAGCUUUCUGGAAACUCUUCAGAUACAUCAUGGGAUCCAAUGAUGCUGGCAUGAAGAUUGACAUGACUGCGCCCGUUAUCAUCAAAGGCCCGGACAGCAGAAGCAUGUUGCAGUCAUCAGGCUUUACCAUUAGCUUCCUGCUGCCGUCCACCUUCCAGCUCAAACAGACUCCUAUUCCCAACCCCACUGAAAGCAGCGUUUACCUCAGUGAGACGCCUUCAAUGCAGGUUUAUGUGAAGAGCUAUGGGGGCUGGAUGUCAUUUAUUUCCUCAAGGAUGCAGUCUAGUGCGCUGAGGAUGGCUCUGCGUGCUGCUGGUGCGUCCUACACCACUGGGUUCCACUAUGAUGUUGGCUAUAACAGCCCUAUGAAGAUGACAGACAGGCACAAUGAGGUGUGGUACUUAGUGGAGGGAAAGCCUGUGUGUUCGGCUGUAUGAAAACUCUCACGAGAGGGAGUUGACACCGAGGAGGGAGCUCUUUCCACAUGUUAAAUCAGCUAACUACUUGAUGUUACAGGGACUAUUCAUUAAGCCAUGUCUUCUGUAGAGGGUAUAGUAUGACCCCAUACACUAGUCCUGUUUUAGGACCGUUUUUUCCAAAUGUAUUCAUCUUAUUCACACGGCGGCCAUUGUGUAAACCAAAACGAGGCUACAGUUUACACUUAUUAUAUCAUCAUUGCAUUUUCGCCACCUACUGGCGAAUGUAUAGAACACAACAAUCCUAUGGUUGUGUACCCUGUAGCCUCGUUUUGGUUUAUAAUGGCCGCUGCGUGAAUAAGUCGAAUAGUCUUGAUAGUUCAGACUGAUUUUGAUAUUCAUAACAUUGCAACACUGUAUUUUGUUGGGAACAAAAUAAAUGUUUUGUCAUUUCUUUAGCAUUA